AAACAGAUAAAAGUAAACGUGUCAAAGGCUAUAAGAAAAGUGACAAUAACAUUAGAAGUGCAGCAACCCGCAGUUUCUAGAAUAAACUCCAUUCAUCUUGAGAUACUAAUAAUAAUAAAAAUCACACAUCAUCUCCUUUCAUCAUCAUCAUCUUCAUCUUCUUGAAACUUGUAUAUCUAAGAGUUGAAGCAAGAUUACAUCUCAAACUGUUGAAGGAAGAUGUAUAGGUGGAAGACCAGAUUUCACGAAGAAGAAGACAGGCCAGAGAAGCCAAGAAGAUACGGCGUUACUGAAAUGAGAGCUCCCAAUUAUACUAUAUUCACUCGCGAUCUCCUUCAAGAAACUUUCGAAUCAAUGGGAGAAUUUGUUGAUGGACUGAAAUUUACUGGAGGCUCUAACAGCAUGAUGCCAAAAAGUUUCAUCAAGGAUGUGACUGACAUGGCUCGCAAACACAAUGUAUAUGUUAGCACUGGUGACUGGGCUGAACACUUGCUCCGUAAAGGUCCAUCUGGUUUUAAAGAAUACUUGGAGGAGUGCAAGCAGUUGGGAUUUGAUACAGUUGAACUAAAUAUGGGAUCAUUUGGAUUUCCGGAAGAAACUCUCUUGAGAUUCGUAAGGUUGAUUAAGAAUGCUGGAUUAAAAGCAAAGCCCCAAUUCUCUGUGAAGUUUGAGAAAUCUGAUAUUCCUAAAGCUGGUAAUAGAGCAUAUGGGUCCUAUGUGGUUCCUACACCACAAAAUUCUGAAAUGAUCGAGGAUAUGGAUCUAAUGAUCACGAGGGCGGAGAGAUGCUUGGAUGCUGGAGCGGACAUGAUAAUGAUUGAUGCUGAUGAUGUCUGCAAGUAUGUAGACACCAUACGGAGUGACAUAAUUGCAAAGGUUAUCGGUCGUCUGGGACUAGAGAAAAUUAUGUUUGAAACAUCCAAUGCUAAAGCUUCGGAGUGGUUUAUAAAUCAAUACGGACCUAGGGUCAACCUUUUUGUGGAUCAAGGGCAGGUGCUGAACCUGGAGUGCCUCCGGGGACAAAAUAUAGGUAAUAUUAGUAGGUCUGUUUUUGGUCGGUCUAGUUUCCUGUUCUAAGAAGGCACCUUAUGCAGAAAUAAAUCCUGUGACUUCUUAUUGUCACUUGCAGCAAGUUGAAAUAUUGCUAGUUUCAAUGUUGUAUUUUACUACUUUGGUAAGCAGGAUUAUGUAAGUGCAGAGAAAGUCUAAUUACCCAUCUCCUCAAGUCAUACUCUGUGACAGCCUUGGUGUGCUAUGUUAAUCAUCUUUGACUAAA
Messenger RNA from Daucus carota subsp. sativus, 1276 nucleotides. Its product is annotated as protein HEAT-STRESS-ASSOCIATED 32. The record is from RefSeq and is a predicted model, not a curated record. NCBI's taxonomy places the organism in Eukaryota, Viridiplantae, Streptophyta, Magnoliopsida, Apiales, Apiaceae. The transcript is spliced from 5 exons. The coding region runs from base 220 to 1077 and encodes 285 amino acids.